AUGAGCAUCCAUGUCGAAAAAAAAUGUCGCACAUCCUCGAGGUGCUUGACGCGCUCGGAAACGAGCAACGGUCAACAUUGGCUAAAUUUCGAAAGUCUGCCGCCCGAGGUGCUGGAGCUGGUGAUGCGCUUCUUACCCUACAGCGAAAUAGCCAAUCAGAUGCGAUUGGUUUCCAGAAAAUGCUGCUCCGUGUCGACGACGAUCCUGAACAGCGCCUUCUUGUCGUCGGUACAAAGGACCCGCCGAGUUAUGGAACAUUUAGAGCGGGCCUCGAAGGACGCCACCGACGGUGAGCUGCGGCUGGGCGCGCGCAACGGCCUCGAGCUCGUUCUCCACCAGUGCAGCCUGCUGAGGGCCGUCGUCUGGCGCUACACCCAUCCGCCGAGCAGCAGCGGUCAAUUCGAGCGGCACUGCUUUUACGCCGGCAGCAUACUCGACGAUCUCGACGCCAUCCUGAGGCAGGCCCUCUCGAGCCCGGCCGAUCUCUGCGUCAAGGACGACUCGGGCCAACCGAUCGGCAAAUUCACCGCCGCUUGCAAAAAGUUCAUGAAUUACUUUGAAAAAGUCACCGAGCGCAAAAUCAACAAAUCCAGCCUGAUAUCCGGUUGCAAGAGCGUCGACAUACUCGACUGCCUGCUGGAGGGUCGGGAAGUGCGACAGGUGAGGAUUUCGCGUCGCAGCGGAGCAGUCACGAUGAGGAUACGCUACGUGAUGUCGCGAGCCUGGUUCACCUGCCUCGAGGUGCCGCUCGGUGGCAACGUCGACGAAAACUCCUGGCGGGAUCGGCAGAGAUUCAUGUACCUGAGGCUGCGCCGCCUCAUCGGCAGCUUCAACGAGCACUACCUCGAGAAGGUGCACUACGAGCGAGAGUGCCAGCUGCUCAAGGACGCCAACGCGCAGCUGCCCAUGCCCAAGCCCCCGCCCUGCUCCACCUAUUCCGGCUACGGCGAGUACGGCGGCUCCUUCUUCUACUACGGCAACAUGAACGAGUUCGCCUACGAGUCCAAGGUCGUCGACGCCUGGCGACGCACCACUGCCCUGCGCGAUCGCAACAACAAACGCUUGGCCAUCAAGAAGCCCAACUACGACCUGGUGAUCGACGUCGAGCUCAGAUGCUCGCCGGAUCUGGCGCCGCUCGCCAUCAGGUCGACCUUGAAGUGCGACGACAUCGAGUACCUGGACGAGAGCGAGGCCGAGUCCUCCAAUCCCGAGAUGUAUCUGCGUAUGAGCGUCAAUUGUCCCGCCUCCAAACUCAACAGGCUGCCCAGUCACUUCGAGUGGGAGCUGAGGAGCCCGUCCGAGCCAAAAACUACUCGUCGCACUCGCAGUCGAUCCUAA
This is a messenger RNA of Trichogramma pretiosum, 1338 nucleotides long. RefSeq lists its product as uncharacterized. Gene Ontology annotation, molecular function: protein binding. The coding region runs from base 1 to 1338 and encodes 445 amino acids. The transcript has 4 exons. The record is from RefSeq and is a predicted model, not a curated record. NCBI's taxonomy places the organism in Eukaryota, Metazoa, Arthropoda, Insecta, Hymenoptera, Trichogrammatidae.